UGAAAUUGUUCCUCUCAGAUGAGAAUGAGGCGUAGGGAGCAUCGUUGCCAUUCCCGUUUCCUGUCCUCAUGAUUGUUGAUGAAGAGCGAGCAGUGAGACAACCCAGGGGGCUGGAAAGCGACACUCCAUGCGCCAUGGUCCGGGAUAAAAAGGAUAGAGACAGCUGGGGGUCUUUUGUGGACAAGCAUGUAUUUGAAUGGAGCUCUGAGGACGAGGAGCCGGACGGUAAGGCUCGGCCAGUGCAGGUUCUGGUGGUGAAGGAUGAUCACACGUUCGAGCUGGACGAGGCAGCAUUGAAUCGUAUCCUGCUGGCCAAAGACCUCAGAGACAGAGAGAUAGUUGCAAUAUCUGUUGCUGGAGCUUUCCGGAAGGGGAAGUCCUUCCUCAUGGACUUUAUGCUACGCUACAUGUACAACCAGGCGAGUGAAGACUGGUUAGGAGAUCCCGAUGUGCCUUUGACAGGUUUCUCGUGGAGAGGAGGCUCAGAGAGGGAGACCACCGGCAUCCAAAUCUGGAGUGAAGUCUUCCUGGUGGACAAACCAGACGGAAACAAGGUGGCAGUGCUGCUGAUGGACACACAGGGAACGUUCGACAGCCAGUCCACGCUGAGAGACUCAGCUACUGUUUUCGCCCUCAGUACCAUGAUCAGCUCCAUGCAGGUGUAUAACAUAUCACAGAAUGUUCAGGAGGAUGACUUGCAGCACCUGCAGCUCUUUACAGAAUAUGGUAGACUGGCCAUGGAGGAAACGUUCCUCAAACCGUUCCAGUCAAUGAUUUUCCUUGUGAGAGAUUGGAGUUUUCCAUACGAGUUUCCCUACGGACAAGAGGGAGGCAUGAAGUUCCUGGAGAAAAGACUAAAGAUUUCAGAGAACCAGCAUGAGGAGCUGCAGAACGUGAGGAAGCACAUUCACUCCUGCUUUACUAACAUCUCCUGCUUCCUCAUGCCACAUCCCGGCCUCAAGGUCGCCACCAACCCCCACUUUGAUGGCAGACUCAAGGAGAUCGAUUCAGAGUUUAUCAGUAACCUGAAGGUGCUGGUGCCAUGGUUACUCAGCCCCAAAAACCUGGAUGUCAAAGAAAUCAACGGCAGCAAGAUUACCUGUAGAGGCCUGCUGGAAUAUUUUAAGGCAUAUAUAAAGAUUUACCAGGGGGAAGAGUUGCCCCACCCAAAGUCCAUGCUACAGGCCACCGCAGAGGCGAAUAACCUGGCGGCUGUAGCUGCAGCUAAAGACCUGUACAACCGAAAGAUGGAGGAGGUGAGCGGGGGCGACCGGCCCUUUUUAGCCCCGAGUGAGUUGCAGGCUCGUCAUGCGGUGAUCCGUGAUGAAGCCCUAGCUGUGUUCCGUGGUGUGAAGAAGAUGGGUGGCGAGGAGUUCAGUCGCCGCUACCUGCUGCAGCUGGAGGCAGAAAUCGACGAGCUCUUUGUGCAGUACAUCAAGCACAACGACUCCAAGAACAUCUUCCAUGCAGCAAGGACGCCUGCCACGCUCUUCGUGGUCAUCUUCAUUAUGUAUGUGGCAGCGGGCAUCACAGGCUUCGUGGGCGUGGACGUGAUUGCCAGCGUGUGCAACAUGGUUCUGGGUUUCGCUCUCAUCACGCUCUGCACCUGGGCCUACAUCCGCUACUCCGGCGAGUACAGAGAGCUCGGCGCCCUCAUAGACCAGGUGGCUGGAGCGCUGUGGGACCAGGGAAGCACUAAUGAGGCUCUGUAUAAAUUGUAUAACGUGGCUGCCAAUCAUAGGCAGCUGUACAGCCACGCCUUCCCCAGACACCAGACUGAGCAACACCCCGAACAGGACAAGAAGAGAAACUGAGCACACACACAUACACAUGCACGCACACACGCACACAUUCACACACACAGGCCCAAACUUACACCCAUUCUGUCAGAGAGACGUUCCGGCCAUAGCACACUUGAGCUUUGUGGAUCAUGCACGUGACAUCACAGACAGAGAGAAAGAGAAUUCAAGGGAAAUAGAAAAUGCAAAAGUUUACAUUAUUGCUGUGUAAAGAACAAAGA
This is a messenger RNA of Ictalurus furcatus (blue catfish), 2020 nucleotides long. RefSeq names its product atlastin GTPase 1 (gene atl1). Gene Ontology annotation, biological process: protein homooligomerization; endoplasmic reticulum organization. The coding region runs from base 69 to 1814 and encodes 581 amino acids. The record is from RefSeq and is a predicted model, not a curated record. Gene Ontology annotation, molecular function: GTP binding; GTPase activity. The transcript is spliced from 14 exons. Lineage: Eukaryota; Metazoa; Chordata; Actinopteri; Siluriformes; Ictaluridae.